CACUUAGCUCCGUAUAAAACAGUGAUUAAAAUUAUUAAAUCUAGAAUUUCCCACAAUAUAAAGUGAUUAUUUUGUUCGUAACAGUGUAAUACAUCUCAUAAAGUAUCAAAAAGUCAUUAAAUAAAGAUAUCGUGCAAAUAAAUACCCUAAAACGAGUGGUCUGUACUUACUGGAUUAUAGUGACUAUUAUAUAAUUUAAAUGUAAACAACACUGUUCAUCAACUGUUAUUUAAACACAAACUAUCAUUGUGAACACAAAUUAUAUACUUUUGGAACGUUUUAAUGAAGUUACAACAACACUAACGCUAAGAAAAACGCAAGUUUAAAGUGUAACUGUCACCCACCCGCAAUUCGCAAAACGGCGGUCAAUCAGCUGACGAGUGUAGGCAGCGCAUAGUACCGUGUGCAAGCGAUUCUCGCGGUUGCGUACACGGCACAAGUACCAUUUUCGGGCGUCGUGCGCCGCGCUGCGUGUCUCACUCGCUAUACGAACGUCUCCGCGGCAAACGAAUCGACGUUUUAUCUAAGACUAGCGGUUGCCUGGGACUGCGCCCGCGGAGGUGAAUAAUUGGACCUGUUAGAGUUUUUUAUUAUAACUAUAGAUUCUUAGAAGCUAAAAAUGGAAAAUCAAUUCCAAAUUUUAUUUGAAAAAAUGAAAAAUGAAAUGCGAAACCAAACAGACGAAUUAAAAGAAUCUAUAUUAGAGAAAUUAGACGAAAAACUACAACCAAUUAUAGCAGAAAAUAAAAACUUGAAAACAAAAUUGGAUAAUCUUGAGAAAGAAAUAGAAAGCCUGAAAAGAGGGAAAAAGCAAAAUAACUUAAUAAUUUACGGAGUUAAAGAAGAUGAAAAAUCUACGCCAGAAAUAAUACAGAAAGUGAAGGAAAUCUUCAAAGCCGACUUAGACCUACAUUUUGAAGACUAUGAGGUAAAUAAAAUUUAUCGAAUUGGAAAUAAACAAAGCUCAUGUAAAAAACCUAGACCUAUCCUAUUUUCCUUUGUAAAUGAAUGGAAGAAAAGCGAAGUAAUGAAAAGAAAGAAAAGUUUUAAAGAUGUAUAUGUGUCAGAAGACUAUAGUAAGGAAGUUUUAGAAAAGAGGAAAAUGUUGCAGUCGCAACUGAAAGAGGAGAGGAAUAAAGGAAACAUCGCAUAUUUAAAAUUCGACAAACUAAUAAUUAGAGAGAAAGUUGAUAACACAAAAAAUGAAAAAAGAAAAAGAGAAAUGUCAACAUCACCGCAACAAAAUACACAACCAAGAAAACAACAAUAUAUGAAACCAUCCAACAAACUGAAUGCUUAUGAUUUGAUGAAGAUUAGAUCUAACUCCCUUCCUUCGAAUACGAGUAGAAAUACAACAACCAAUAAGCAAUGAAAACUAACUACCUAUGAACUGAAACUACCGGAUAACAAUAAAAAACUAAAAUUAAGAUACACGAACUCACAUCUUCCAAGACGGUUGGUCACCGAGGAAGAUUAUGACCACUACCUUCCAAAGGAGAUAAAUUCAAAUAUAUGUAUAUAAAAAAAAAAUCUCGAAAACCAUGAAACAAAAAUAAUUAUACCUUUCGUUCACAUGAACGAAUAGGUAACAAAAUGGCGAGGACCGCCAGGCAAUCCAAUCCAGACAAUCUGACAAACUGCUGUUGUAUAGGUAGACCCUACAUACGCUGGAACCGCAAUGGAAACAAAGUUAUUAAAAAUAGCAAUCCUUGGAAGAGGCCUUCACCUGAGAGGGGUUCCUAAUAGUAUAAAUAUAAAUAAGUUAAAUAUGGUACAUUGUAAAUAUUUUCCUUUCUUUGUCUGUUUAAAAAAAUCUUUAUUUAAAAUAACGUACCAGUUUGUAAAAUCUAUUUAGGAAAUAAAAGGCUUUUUUAUUUUUUUAUUUAUUUAUUUUUAAUUGAAAACUCUUUGGUUUUGAAAAUCGAAUGCCAUUUAUUUAUUUUUUAAUUAAAAAAAUAUUCUCGGUCUUGUCACAAGGUUUUGUCAAACUUGUUUAGUCGUUGAUAAAAUGGAAUUGACUCGAGAAAAUUUAAGAGCGAUGAUUUAUUAUGACUUUCGAAGUGGUUUAUCACAAAAACAGUGUGUUGACCGGAAGAUUUCUGCAUUUGGUGAUGA
This is a messenger RNA of Bicyclus anynana (squinting bush brown), 2115 nucleotides long. RefSeq lists its product as uncharacterized. Bases 620 to 1372 code for a protein of 250 amino acids. NCBI's taxonomy places the organism in Eukaryota, Metazoa, Arthropoda, Insecta, Lepidoptera, Nymphalidae. The transcript has a single exon. The record is from RefSeq and is a predicted model, not a curated record.